Molecule: messenger RNA, 1521 nt
Organism: Lodderomyces orthopsilosis Co 90-125
Lineage: Eukaryota; Fungi; Ascomycota; Pichiomycetes; Serinales; Debaryomycetaceae
Gene: SSH1
Product: Ssh1p
Exons: 2
Coding region: 1-1521 (506 amino acids)
Biological process (GO): post-translational protein targeting to membrane, translocation; SRP-dependent cotranslational protein targeting to membrane, translocation
Cellular component (GO): membrane; Sec61 translocon complex
Molecular function (GO): transmembrane protein transporter activity; signal sequence receptor activity; ribosome binding
Source: RefSeq, a predicted model, not a curated record
AUGAGUGGAUUUCGUCUUCUUGACUUGGUUAAAUUCUUUUUACCUAUCCUUCCUGAAGUUGAAUUCCCGUUUGAAAAAACCAAAUUCGAUGAAAGAAUAGUAUUUACCGUGGGAUCAGCUUUGAUUUUUCUUUUUGGCCAAUUACCUAUAUAUGGAUUAAUCCCUCAAGCCCAAUUUCAUUUACAAGAUCCAUUUUAUCAAUUUAGACUGAUUUUCGCAAUGGAAAAGGGAACGUUGUUAGAAUUAGGAUUAUUACCAAUUAUCACAUCAGGUUUUAUUUGGCAAUUGAGUGCAGGAUUGAAGUUGAUUAAUAUUAAUUUGGGUUUGAGAUACGACCGUGAAUUAUUUCAAAGUGGACAGAAAUUGACUAGUUGGGGAAUUGCUAUUGUGUUCACUUUGGGAUUGAUUUAUUCUGGUUAUUAUGAUGAAGUGAUUAGAGGAUAUGAUUUAAUCCCAAAGGAACAUGGAUCUAUCUCAUCUUCAUUGCCAUUGGGGUCUUAUUUUAUUAUCUUUUUGCAAGUUGUGUCGUGGCAAAUUAUUGUCAGUUUAUUAGUGGAAAUUUUCGAUAAAGGAUAUGGAUUUGGAUCAGGAAUCUUGUGUUUUUUAACCUUACAAAAUGCCACUAAUUUCAUUGCUGAUUUAGUUGGAUUAGAAAUGUACCCCGUUAUAAAUUCAAAUAAAUUUGAAAGUCUUGGUGCAUUGAUGAAUUUAUUACGUAAUUUUUCAAUCUUCAAUUUGAAAUCUACAAGUUGGCAAAUUUGGCAUGCUUUUACUAGAAUUCAAUUGCCUAAUUUAACUCAAUUCUACAUUGCUUUUGCCUCGGUGUUUGUUGUUAUUGCAUUGCAAAAUUUCCGGGUUGAUAUUCCAAUUAGAUCAACUAAAGUUAGAGGUAUGAAUCAAAUGUUCCCCAUUAGAUUGUUGUAUACUGGUGGAUUACCAGUAUUAUUUGCUUAUUCAGUUGUCGCCAACAUUCAAGUGAUUGGAUACAUUUUAUUUUCCAUCUUGCUUAAAUCAGGAGCACCACCAUUGGUAAUUACUUUAUUGGGAAACUAUGUCGUUCAACCAGCAAGUAACAGAUUAGUUUUAACUGGUGGGUUCUUAUACUAUUUAUCUCCAGAACAAAACUUAUUAGCAUCAAUUGCAUCCCCAAUUAGAACCGUCACUUAUUCAUUAACAAUUGUGAGUUUAUCAGUUUGGUUUGGUUUUAAAUGGAGUUAUAUUUCAGGUUCUUCUCCAAAGGACAUUGCCAAACAAUUUAAAGAUCAAGGUAUUUCCAUUGCCGGUAAAAGAGACAUUUCAAUCGCCAAAGAAUUAUCAAAGAUUAUCCCUACUGCUGCUAUAACUGGUGCUUUUGCUCUUUCUGUAUUGGCAGUCGCUGGUGAUUACUUGGGUGGUUUGGGAAAGAAUGGUGCCAUAAUCAUUGGUGUUUCUUCAGCAUUUGGUAUUUUGGAAGAAUUUAUGGUUGAAUAUCAACAAUCAACUGGAUCACAAUUCUCAAGUGCCCUUGCUGGUGCCCAAUAG